GCAGCAGCCGCCAGCCCGGGCAGCGCUCGGGGAGGGGACGCGCGGCCGCGGCUCCGGCUCCCCCGGCAGGACCCCGCGGCGGCGCCCCCAGACCCGCCUCCCCGCGCGCGCCGCGGCCGCUGCAGCCUAGCCCCGCUGUGUCGGAACGAAGAUGGAGCCGCCGGGGGGCCUGGUGCUGCUGCUGCUGUUCCUGCUGCCCGUGCAGGCCCGCGAGCGCCAGCCGCUGCCCGCCAGGUCCAGCCCGCGAGCCAGGACCAGGCCGGCUCGGACCCACCCGCAGCAGGGCCUCCUGGAGAGCUCCUGUGAGAACAAGCGGGCGGACCUGGUCUUCGUCAUCGACAGCUCCCGCAGCGUCAACAGCCAAGACUACGCCAGGGUGAAGGAGUUCCUGGUGGGCAUCCUGCAGUUCCUGGACGUGGGCCCCGACGUGACGCGCGUGGGCCUGCUGCAGUACGCCAGCACCGUCAAGAACGAGUUCUCGCUGCGCACCUUCAAGCGGAGGGCAGAGGUGGAGCGGGCCGUGCAGCGCAUGCGGCGCCUGGCCACGGGCACCAUGACGGGGCUGGCACUGCAGUAUGCCCUCAACAUCGCCUUCUCGGAGGCGGAGGGUGCCCGGCCGCUGCGGGAGCACGUGCCGCGGGUGCUCAUGAUCGUCACCGACGGCCGGCCCCAGGACUCGGUGGCCGAGGUGGCCGCCAGGGCCCGCAACACCGGCAUCCUCAUCUUCGCCAUUGGCGUGGGCCAGGUGGACCUCGGCACGCUGAAGGCCAUGGGCAGCGAGCCGCACGAGGACCACGUCUUCCUGGUGGCCAACUUCAGCCAGAUCGAGUCCCUCAUCUCCGUCUUCCACAACAAGCUCUGCGUGGUCCACAUGUGCAGUGUCCUGGAGCAGCCCUGCACCCACUACUGCAUCAACACUCCCGGUUCCUACGUCUGUAGCUGCAGGCCCGGCUACAGCCUGCACUCGGACCAGAGGACAUGCACGAUCCAGGACCUGUGUGCUGGGGAGGCCCACGGCUGCGAGCAGCUCUGUGUCAAUGUCCUGGGCUCGUUCGUCUGCCAGUGCUACCAGGGCUACAGGCUGGCGCGGGACGGGAAGAGCUGUGUGGCUGUGGACUACUGCGCCUCAGAAAACCACGGCUGUGAGCACGAGUGUGUCAAUGCCGAUGGCUCCUACGUUUGCCGCUGCCCGAAAGGAUUUGCUCUUAACCCAGAUCAAAAAACCUGCACAAAGAUAGAUUACUGCGCAUCCCGGGACCACGGCUGUCAGCACGAGUGUGUGAACACAGCCGACUCCUAUGCCUGCAGCUGCCUGAAAGGUUUCUCCCUGAACCCCGAUGGGAAAACCUGCAGAAGGAUCAACUACUGCGCCCUGCACAAGCCCAGCUGCGAGCACGACUGUGUCAACACGGAGGGCGGCUUCUCCUGCCGCUGCCGCCGGGGCUACACACUGGACCCCAAUGGCCGGACCUGCAGCCGGGUGGACCACUGCGCCCAGCAGGACCACGGCUGCGAGCAGCUCUGCCUCAACACCGAGGACUCGUUCGUCUGCCAGUGCUCCGAGGGCUUCCUCAUCAACGACGACCUCAAGACCUGCUCCCGGGUGGAUCACUGCCUGCUGAAUGACCACGGCUGCCAGCACGCCUGCAUCAGCACAGACACGUCCUUCGUCUGCCGCUGCCCCGAGGGACACAGGCUCCGCGGGGACGGCAAGACCUGUGCCAAAUUGGAUGCGUGUGCCCUGGGGGACCACGGCUGUGAGCAUUCCUGUGUCAGCCGCGGCGACUCCUUUGUGUGCCGGUGCUUCGAGGGAUACACGCUCACCCAGGACGGCAAAGGCUGUAGGAAGAGAGACGCCUGCCAGGAGGGGACGCACGACUGUGAGCACCUGUGCGUGAGCAGCGGCUCAUCCUACAGCUGCAGGUGCAGGGACGGCUUCCGCCUGGCCCCCGACGGGAGGCGCUGCCGCCGGAAGGACGUGUGCAAGUCCACCGCGCACGGCUGUGAGCACAUGUGUGUGAACCACGGCAGCUCCUACGUCUGCAAGUGCUCCGAGGGCUUCGUGCUGGCCGAGGACGGGAGACGCUGCAAGCGGUGCACGGAAGGCCCCAUCGAUUUGGUCUUCGUGAUCGAUGGAUCCAAGAGCCUCGGGGAAGAGAACUUUGAGAUUGUGAAGCAGUUUGUCACGGGCAUCAUCGACUCCCUGGCCGUGUCCCCCAAAGCGGCGCGUGUGGGGCUGCUCCAGUACUCCACACAGGUCCGCUCAGAGUUCUCCCUGCGGGACUUCAGCUCCGCCAAGGACAUGAAGAAGGCCGUGGCCUACAUGAAGUACAUGGGCAAGGGAUCCAUGACAGGCCUGGCGCUCAAACACAUGUUUGAAAGAAGCUUCACCCAGGUGGAAGGAGCCAGGCCUCUCUCCAGUCGGGUGCCGCGCGUGGCCAUCGUGUUCACCGACGGGCGGGCCCAGGAUGACGUCUCUGAGUGGGCCAAUAAAGCCAAGGCCAAUGGUGUGACGCUGUAUGCUGUGGGCGUGGGCAAGGCCAUCGAGGAGGAGCUGCAGGAGAUUGCCUCGGUGCCCACCCACAAGCACCUUUUCUACGCCGAGGACUUCAGUACCAUGGGAGAGAUCAGUGACAAGCUGAAGAAGGGCAUCUGCGAAGCUCUGGAAGAUGCGGACCGCAGCCAGGACUCCCCCGCGCAGGGGCCGGAUCAGGGCCAGCAGCCAGCAGAGUCCAAGCCGGUCACCAUAAGUAUCCAAGACCUCCUGUCGUGUUCUAAUUUUGCAGUGCAGCACCGCUAUCUGUUUGAAGAAGGGAAUGUGUUGCGGGGCACCCAGAAGCUUUCCCACCCCACUGCAGGACGCCCUUUGGACGCGGACCCCGAGCAGUGCAAGUGCAAGCACCUGAUCGCCUUCCAGAGCCUGGCCAACGAGAAGGUCCAGAAGCUGAGCCAGCGCCUGGAGGAGAUGACCCAGCGGCUGGAAGUCCUGGAGAACCGCCUGAGAUACAGAUGAAGACGCAAGUGCUCGGUCACGCAUCCAGGCUCAUGCCGCCACUCCGCUGGGCGGGGAUACCCAGCUCGGCUGACAAAGCCAGUUUGUACCCCAAAAGCCCAGAGUAAACACUGACGUGUAAUUGGGUGGCGGGAAGAACUGCCGCCAGAAUUCUCAAGGUGUCCCGGUCAGCUCUGCCGUGCCUCGGCUGAGAUCCGCCCUGGCUGCAGAACACGCUGGCCAUAGGCCAAGCUCUCCUUGUUUGGGACUUGACCUUGCAGUGUGUGUAUGAGUAUCUGCAUAAAACCACCAAGCCUAUGUACUUGUCUGACAAGUUGGAUUCUUUUAAAGACAAUAUUAAAAU
Messenger RNA from Sorex fumeus (smoky shrew), 3356 nucleotides. It is a transcript of the gene MATN2, whose product is annotated as matrilin 2. NCBI's taxonomy places the organism in Eukaryota, Metazoa, Chordata, Mammalia, Eulipotyphla, Soricidae. The record is from RefSeq and is a predicted model, not a curated record. Gene Ontology annotation, molecular function: calcium ion binding. Bases 152 to 3013 code for a protein of 953 amino acids. The transcript has 19 exons.